GCAAUUGUUGGCCAUGUUGCUGUAUUUAUGUUUGUUCCAAAUGCAUCAUGGGAAACGUGUCUCCUGUUGCUUUCCUAUGUUCUUUUUUCUUUUUUUUCCUCCCUUCAUUUUAUAGCGAGAACAACGCUUUAGAGACUCAAGAAUACAUUCCCAUUUUGAGCUGCAAUCUUUCUCGAAGUUUUCAAAGGUGAUCUUUAGUAGACAUGGCCCGUACCAAGCAGACUGCCCGUAAGUCCACUGGAGGCAAAGCCCCACGUAAGCAGCUGGCCACAAAGGCUGCUCGCAAGAGUGCCCCGUCCACUGGUGGAGUCAAGAAGCCCCAUCGCUACAGGCCUGGUACGGUGGCUCUGCGUGAGAUCCGUCGUUAUCAGAAGUCCACUGAGCUGCUGAUCCGCAAGCUGCCCUUCCAGCGCCUGGUGAGAGAAAUCGCCCAGGACUUCAAGACUGAUCUGCGUUUCCAGAGUGCAGCCAUCGGAGCUCUGCAGGAGGCCAGCGAGGCCUACCUGGUGGGUCUGUUUGAGGACACCAACCUGUGCGCCAUCCACGCCAAACGUGUCACCAUCAUGCCCAAAGACAUC
Etheostoma spectabile (orangethroat darter) is the source of this 578-nucleotide messenger RNA. Its product is annotated as histone H3.3A-like. Gene Ontology annotation, molecular function: DNA binding; protein heterodimerization activity; structural constituent of chromatin. The transcript is spliced from 4 exons. The annotation marks the transcript as partial. Gene Ontology annotation, cellular component: nucleosome. Lineage: Eukaryota; Metazoa; Chordata; Actinopteri; Perciformes; Percidae. The record is from RefSeq and is a predicted model, not a curated record.